AUGAAAUAAUUUGUUAACCCAGUUUUUCAGCCUGUAGAUCACUCUAUGUCAAUGAGUUAUCAUAGAUCUGAAUACGUACCCAAGAUUCCUCAACCUACAAUAGGACCAGAAUUGCCUUGCGAAUUUGAAAAAAUAUUUUCAUCAGAAACAGACAUUUCAUCCAGGCUUAAUGAUAGCAUGAUACAACCAUUUGAUAAUCGCAAUUUUUACAUUGAUUAAUCGCCUGCUUAUAGGGGAACAACCAAAAGUCAAUUCCAUAAUAACACUCUAUCCAUUACGUAGGUAGUUGAGUACAAAAAAUAUAAUUAAGAAAUCAUUAAAUAUUCAGAGGACGAUAGUUUGAUAAAUUCAUCAUUUUUUGGCGUUCUUAAUUAGGAGAAUUUCUCUAGACCAUUAUAAUAGAUGGAUUCAAUUUACAGGAAAUUUGAAGAGCAGAGUUAAUUCAAUCAUAACACAAAAAUGCUUAAACACUUUGCGACGAGGAGUUGA
Molecule: messenger RNA, 489 nt
Organism: Paramecium octaurelia
Lineage: Eukaryota; Ciliophora; Oligohymenophorea; Peniculida; Parameciidae
Source: the annotation of a GenBank genome assembly